GUUCUUCUCUCUUCAAGAGGUUAGACGUGAGCAGCGGCGUGUGGCUCUGAAGUCCGCAUUCUCUCUUUCAAUAUCAACAAUCUCUCUCUACGGGCACUCUAUCCCGCUUUAUCUCGACCGCGCUCCUCUCCUCCACACGAAUAUUGUCGGGUUCUUUUGAAAUAAUCUAGCUCUUGGUGUUUUUAGACGAGAUCAGGUCCAAGAGUAACUGAGACGGACUGGGAAUGGCGGCGCUUCCCCACCCAACACCGCUGCCGUCGGCGAGGUUUUUUCCUCGCCAACCUUUGUUGAACUGCCCCUUCGCUUCCUCUUCGUACCGAAGCCGUCUCGUCGGAGAUUUUAUUGGUUUCUCGCAAGGGCGGGCGAGGCGGCGGAGAGAUGCUGGUGCAAGGAAGUGGUGGUCUCCGACCAUCAGGGCAGUCCUUCGAGACCUUGACCUCGAAGGAUCCAAUAGGGCACGGAGAGCGCCAGUUGUAGCCGAAGGCAUGCUGGGCAAGGAGCGGUCCAAGGUUGUAAAUUUGGAUGACAUAAUAUCAGAAAGAGGAGCUUGUGGAGUUGGGUUUAUUGCAAACUUACAAAAUAAAGCAUCCCAUAAUGUAAUUUUGGAUGCUCUAACAGCUCUUGGUUGUAUGGAACAUCGUGGUGGAUGUGGAGCAGAUAAUAUAUCUGGUGAUGGGUCUGGACUGAUGACUUCAGUGCCAUGGGAUCUCUUUAAUGAUUGGGCCAGCAAACAGGGAGUUGCUUCAUUAGAUAGAAGUAAUACUGGUGUUGGAAUGGUUUUUCUUCCCAAAGAUGAAAACUAUAUGAAAGCAGCAAAAACAGCUAUUAUGAGGACUUUCUUGGAAGAGGGUUUAGAAGUUAUUGGGUGGAGACCUGUUCCUGUAAACACGGCAAUAGUUGGCUACUAUGCAAGGAAAACAAUGCCCAACAUACAACAAGUAUUUGUCAAAGUACCAAAAGAGGAGAGUGUUGAUGACAUUGAAAGGGAGUUGUACAUCUGCAGAAAGCUAAUUGAACGAACAACACAAUUAGAAGAGUGGAAAGAUGAGCUGUAUUUUUGUUCUUUGUCAAAUCAGACAAUAGUCUAUAAAGGAAUGCUUCGCUCUGAAGUUUUGGGUCAAUUUUAUUUGGAUCUACAGGAUGACCUAUAUAAGUCUGCAUUUGCAAUUUACCAUCGUAGAUACAGCACUAAUACUAGUCCUAGAUGGCCUCUUGCACAACCUAUGAGGCUGCUGGGUCAUAAUGGGGAGAUCAAUACCAUUCAGGGAAACUUGAAUUGGAUGCAAUCUCGAGAGACAACUAUUGAGUCUCCUGUUUGGCGUGGUCGGGAAAAUGAAAUACGUCCUUAUGGCAAUCCGAAAGCAUCGGAUUCAGCUAACCUUGAUAGUGCUGCAGAAUUAUUACUAAGAAGUGGUCGAAACCCUGCAGAGGCUCUUAUGAUUCUCGUCCCUGAGGCAUAUAAGAACCAUCCCACAUUGAUGAUUAAAUAUCCUGAGGUAGUUGAUUUCUAUGACUAUUACAAAGGACAAAUGGAGGCUUGGGAUGGACCUGCUUUGCUUUUAUUCAGGUUCUAUUUUAGUGGUUGUGAGUUGAUAUCCUUUGCUAAUAUGUAGCAGUGGUUAAAACGCAUGAAAAUAUUUAUGUCUAAAGAAAUAUUAAGUUGUUUUGAUAUGAGUAUUGCAUUAUUGCGAGGCCAAAACUUGUAGAUUGUUAGAACUACCCCCCCUCUUGUGGAGCUGAGGAGUUUGUUAUCUCCUAAAGAGUUUUAUAUUGUAUAAAUUUGCAGUCAUUCUACAUGGUUAUUGUUCGCUAAUCAGCUUGUUUUAUGUAUCCCAUUUGCAUCAAGGCAAACUGUUUUUACAUUUAUGAAGCUAAGAAUAAUUGGACCA
Messenger RNA from Dendrobium catenatum, 1889 nucleotides. Its product is annotated as ferredoxin-dependent glutamate synthase-like. Lineage: Eukaryota; Viridiplantae; Streptophyta; Magnoliopsida; Asparagales; Orchidaceae. The record is from RefSeq and is a predicted model, not a curated record. Gene Ontology annotation, biological process: ammonia assimilation cycle. The transcript is spliced from 6 exons. Bases 225 to 1613 code for a protein of 462 amino acids. Gene Ontology annotation, molecular function: glutamate synthase (NADH) activity.